Messenger RNA from Aspergillus bombycis, 681 nucleotides. RefSeq names its product NuoI/complex I 23 kDa subunit family protein. The coding region runs from base 1 to 681 and encodes 226 amino acids. Gene Ontology annotation, molecular function: NADH dehydrogenase activity; 4 iron, 4 sulfur cluster binding. The transcript is spliced from 3 exons. The record is from RefSeq and is a predicted model, not a curated record. Gene Ontology annotation, cellular component: membrane. Gene Ontology annotation, biological process: mitochondrial respiratory chain complex I assembly; mitochondrial electron transport, NADH to ubiquinone. NCBI's taxonomy places the organism in Eukaryota, Fungi, Ascomycota, Eurotiomycetes, Eurotiales, Aspergillaceae.
AUGGCCUCCUCGAAGUCGGUCGCGAGGCUGGUCGCCUACCGCCGGCCUGCGCCUUCUCUGUUGACCUCUUCUUUCCGUCCCUUAGGUUCAACCGCAAACUUCUCUUCCUCGGUGUGCCGGGCUGCUACCCCAGCUGGUCCCCCUCCAUCCGGCUUCCGUCUGGCUCCCCCCAAGAAAUGGGACGAGACUACCGAGUCCUCCUUGGACAAGGCCAGCAAAUACUUCCUCAUGUCGGAGAUUUUCCGCGGCAUGUACGUCGUGUUGGAGCAGUUCUUCAGACCACCUUACACUAUCUUCUACCCCUUCGAGAAAGGCCCCAUCUCCCCUCGUUUCCGUGGCGAACACGCCCUGCGCCGUUAUCCCACCGGUGAGGAGCGUUGCAUCGCUUGCAAGCUUUGCGAAGCUAUCUGCCCUGCUCAGGCUAUCACCAUCGAGGCCGAGGAACGUGAGGACGGAAGCCGUCGGACGACCCGUUAUGAUAUCGAUAUGACCAAGUGCAUCUACUGUGGCUACUGCCAGGAGAGCUGCCCUGUUGAUGCCAUUGUUGAGACUGCCAAUGCUGAAUAUGCCACCGAGACCCGUGAGGAGCUGCUGUACAACAAGGAGAAGCUCCUGGCCAACGGUGACAAGUGGGAGCCUGAAAUUGCCGCCGCUGCCAGAGCUGACGCUCCCUACCGUUAA